Hibiscus syriacus is the source of this 1866-nucleotide messenger RNA. RefSeq names its product mitochondrial-processing peptidase subunit alpha-like. Gene Ontology annotation, biological process: proteolysis. The coding region runs from base 133 to 1647 and encodes 504 amino acids. Gene Ontology annotation, molecular function: metal ion binding; metalloendopeptidase activity. The record is from RefSeq and is a predicted model, not a curated record. Lineage: Eukaryota; Viridiplantae; Streptophyta; Magnoliopsida; Malvales; Malvaceae. Gene Ontology annotation, cellular component: mitochondrion. The transcript has 13 exons.
ACAAAAACCGUCAACGACUAAAACGAGUUUCUCCCAUUAAAACAAAGCCCUUCGGCAUCUAAGCCAAAGAGAGAGUUUUACAGCGUCCGUACAUUCUAAUUUCUAGGGUUUCUUUGAGAUUGCUGGUUCACGAUGUACCGAACCUCGGCUUCUGGCCUCCGGGCUCUCAAGAGUCGCACAUGCCGCCGAGUACCUGCAAGGCUUUCGAGUUCAAUUGCUGCUGCUACAACUUCUUCUUCAGGUGGCCUCCUUAGUUGGUUCACUGGAGGUCAGUCCAAGUCCAUACCGCCACUAGAUUUUCCUCUGCCAGGUGUUGCUCUACCAUCUUCAUUGCCUGACCAUGUUGAACCUGGUAAAACUAAGAUUACAACUCUCCCAAAUGGCCUUAAAAUUGCUUCAGAAACCUCUGCGAAUCCUGCUGCAUCAAUAGGAUUAUAUGUUGACUGCGGUUCAAUUUACGAGUCACCUGCCUCAUUUGGGAUCUCCCACCUGCUUGAGCGUAUGGCCUUCAAGAGCACGACAAACCGAAGCCAUUUGCGGAUUGUCCGGGAAGUAGAGGCAAUUGGUGGCAAUGUGCAAGCUGCAGUUUCUCGGGAGCAGAUUGGAUAUACCUUUGAUGCUUUGAAGACUUAUGUUCCUGAAAUGGUAGAGCUGCUUAUUGACUGUGUGAGAAACCCAGCUUUCUUGGAUUGGGAGGUGAAUGAACAGCUUCAAAAAAUGAAAGAGGAAAUUGCUGAAGCUGCAAAGAAUCAUCAUGGCAUGCUUUUGGAGGCCAUUCACUCGGCUGGUUAUUCUGGUGCUUUGGCAAAUCCUCUUUUAGCCUCCGAGUCUGCAGUAAAUGCAUUGACUAGUACAGUUUUAGAGGAUUUUGUUCUGGAAAACUUCACUGCUUCUCGAAUGGUGCUGGCAGCAUCUGGUGUUGAACAUGAGGAACUGUUAUCUGUUGCUGAACCACUUCUAUCAGACCUUUCCAAUAUUCCUCGUCCUCAAGAGCCAAAAUCUGUGUACACUGGAGGUGAUUAUCGCUGUCAGGCUGAUUUAGGGGAUCAAACUCACUUUGCCCUUGCAUUUGAACUACCUGGUGGCUGGCACAAGGAGAAGGAAGCUAUAAUUUUGACUGUUCUUCAGAUUCUGAUGGGAGGGGGUGGAUCAUUUUCAGCAGGUGGCCCCGGGAAAGGAAUGUAUUCAAGACUAUAUGUCCGUGUCUUGAAUGAGUAUCCACAAGUUCAGUCAUUUUCAGCAUUCAACAGCAUUUAUAAUCAUACUGGCAUAUUUGGAAUACAAGCCACCACUGGUUCUGAUUUUGCACCAACUGCCGUUGAUGUAGCUGUCAAGGAGCUUAUUGCUGUCGCAACACCUGGACAAGUUGACCAAAUACAAUUAGACCGUGCUAAACAGUCAACCAAGUCUGCAAUUUUGAUGAAUUUGGAGUCUAGAAUGGUUGCUUCAGAAGAUAUUGGGAAACAAGUUUUGACAUAUGGUGAGAGGAAACCUGUGGAGCAUUUCCUGAAGGCUGUUGAUGAAAUUACACCGAAGGAUAUUUCUUCAGUAGCCCAAAAGCUUCUAUCAUCUCCUCUCACAAUGGCAUCAUAUGGAAACGUCAUUAGUGUCCCCAGCUACGAUUCAGUUGGCCGCAAGUUCAACUGAUGAUAUUGCUUUCUAGGAUCAAUUUUGAAGAGUAAUCCGACCUGUUUUACACUGUUAUGCAUCUGUAUACCUGAUUUGUUUUCCAACGAGAUGCACCCUUUUUUAGCAAUAAAAUUGUCUCAUCACCAUCAAACAAUCGGUUAUUGAAAUAGCUUCUUCUGACGAUGGGAUGCUGGGAUCUUUUCAUGCUUAACUCCAUGAUUUUGGUUAUGCUUGGGG